AUGUUUUUGCCGCCGAGAACUACGUCUGUAAUCCAGCCAUGUGAUCAGGGGAUCAUCAGAAACCUAAAAGGCCACUAUAGAAGUCAGGUUGUUCACAAGAUAAUUGACGACAUCGACGCCGAUGACGAACUGAGCGCGAAUAGCAUUGCUAAAAAGUUAACUUUGUUAGAUGCCAUCCAUAUGCUGAGAAAAGCCUGGAACAACGUCACGUCGUCUACAAUUGUAAACUGUUUUCGAAAAGGUGGCUUUUUCAAGCCAGAUGUUCAGCAACCUGUAGAAAGUGACAACUCUGAUGACACCAACUUCGCUGCACCGACUGGACUAACUAACGAGGCAUUUCAACAAUUCAUCUCCCACGACGACACACUGGACUGCCAUCAACCACAGACUGACGAAGAAAUCUGUGCAGCGUUCACACAACAGGAUUCAACAUCAACAACGGUAAACGAAUCAGAUGACAGCGACAACGACGAUCACGACUACCUACUGCCCGUCACCAACGGUGAGGUGAAGACAAUACUCGGCAGAGUGAGGCGCUUUUUAGAAGAAAAUGGGUGUGAGGACUUUGACAGGUUGUACCAGUUAGAAGAUUUGUGUGAAACAACAUCGGCUGCAAACCGCCGUCAGCGAACUUCAAGAAGAGUAAUAAUGACAAGAGUUCAUUAA
Molecule: messenger RNA, 666 nt
Organism: Gigantopelta aegis
Lineage: Eukaryota; Metazoa; Mollusca; Gastropoda; Neomphalida; Peltospiridae
Product: jerky protein homolog-like
Exons: 1
Coding region: 1-666 (221 amino acids)
Molecular function (GO): nucleic acid binding
Source: RefSeq, a predicted model, not a curated record